AUGGCGUUUACGACACCACCACCAGCUGUCCAGGACACGGAGGUCACCUUUCCCCGGCCGCACGUCCUGCUGGUGACGCUCAACCGGCCCAAGGCCUUCAACGCCAUGCCGCGCGCGCAGCACCCGCAGCUCGCCGCACUGUGGGACUGGUACGACGCGGAGCCAUCCCUUCGAUGCGCCGUGCUCACCGGCGCCGGACGCGCCUUUUGCGCCGGCGCGGACCUCCGCGAGUGGAACGACAAGGCCUCCGCCGGCGCGACGAGCUCCGCCGGCGACGAGCGCGACGCCUCCUGGGCGACCAGCGGCUUCGGCGGGCUGAGCAACCGCCGCGGCAAGAAGCCGGUCAUCGCCGCGGUCAACGGCGCGUGCCUGGGCGGCGGCAUGGAGAUGGCGCUCAACGCGGACGUGGUGCUCGCGGCGGCGGGCGCGACGUUUGGCCUGCCCGAGGUCAAGGUGGGCGUGAUCGCGGUGGCGGGCGCACUGCCGCGGCUGACGAGGAUCGUGGGGAGGCAGCGCGCGGCGGAGAUGGCGCUGCUGGGAAGGACGUACAAGGCGGGGGAGAUGGCGGCCUGGGGCGUGGUGAAUAAGGUGGUGGAGGAGGGCGGGAGUGUGGUGGAGGAGGCGCUGCGGUGGGCGGAGGAGGUGGCGGGCAACUCGCCGGACGCGGUCAUCGUGACGAGGGCUGGGCUGCUGGGCGGUUGGGACCCGGUGGACCCGGUGAAGAGCACGGGGGAGAUUUUCAAGGGGAUUUACAAGUUGUUGGAGCAGGGCGAGAACCUGAAGGAGGGCGUUAAGAGCUUUGUGGAAAAGAAACGGCCGGUCUGGAAGGAUAGCAAGCUGUAG
Messenger RNA from Cordyceps fumosorosea ARSEF 2679, 843 nucleotides. Its product is annotated as enoyl-CoA hydratase. The transcript has a single exon. Gene Ontology annotation, biological process: fatty acid beta-oxidation. Gene Ontology annotation, cellular component: mitochondrion. Gene Ontology annotation, molecular function: enoyl-CoA hydratase activity. The record is from RefSeq and is a predicted model, not a curated record. Bases 1 to 843 code for a protein of 280 amino acids. Lineage: Eukaryota; Fungi; Ascomycota; Sordariomycetes; Hypocreales; Cordycipitaceae.